AGCCGACGACGACAACGACGACGACGCAGGACGACUCAGCUGGAGCUUUGGUGGGAAGAUGCAUCUCUACAACCUCACCCUCGUGCCCCCGUCCAAUGUCACGGCAGCCGUCGUGGGCCAGUUCAGUGGGACCAAGCAGCAGGAGGUUGUCGUGUGUCGCGCCGGGUCCCGGCUUGAGCUGCUACGCCCGGACGUGUCGGUGGGAAAGGCAAGACGGGUGCUGGAACAGCACGCCUUUGGCGUCGUGCGCAGCUUGGCCAGCUUCCGUCUGACGGGAGGGAGCAAGGAUUAUCUCAUUGUCGGGUCCGACUCGGGGCGCAUCACGAUUGCCGAAUACGAUGCCAAGACGAAUUCAUUUGCGGUUGUCCACCAGGAGACGUACGGCCGGUCAGGCUCGCGUCGCGUUGUUGCUGGACAAUACCUCGCGACCGAUCCCAAAGGCAGAGCCGUCAUGAUUGGAGCUGUAGAGAAGGCCAAGCUCGUCUACAUUCUCAACAGAGACUCGGCCGCCAACCUCACGAUCUCGAGUCCCCUCGAGGCGCAUCGACCAAAUGCAAUCAUUCACGCAAUCGUAGGGGUGGAUGUUGGCUAUGAGAACCCGCUAUUUGCUACUUUGGAAGUCGACUACGAGGACUCCGACCGAGAUCCGACGGGAGAGGCGUUCGAAAGGGCAGAAAAGCUCCUCACCUACUAUGAGUUGGAUCUGGGCCUCAAUCACGUUGUGCGCAAGUGGUCAACGGCCGUCGAUAUGCGAUCCAAUCAUCUCGUUCAAGUCCCUGGCGGUUUCAACCAGAAUAGCGACCGAUGGGAGGGGCCAAGCGGCGUUCUGGUAUGCUCCGAAGAUUACAUCACAUACAAGCACAAUGAAGGCGAGGACCAUCGACUGCCGAUUCCAAGACGGAAGAAUCCGGUCGAAGUCGAGUCGGAGAGGAGAGGGACUAUCAUUGUGGCGAGUGUGUGUCAUCGCAUGAAGGCCAGCUUCUUCUUCCUCCUUCAGACCGAGGAUGGCGACUUGUUCAAGGUCACCAUCGACCACAAGGAAGAGGUCAUGCAGCGGAUGAAGAUCAAGUACUUCGACACGGUUCCAGUGGCCGCCAAUCUCUGCAUUCUUCGAGCCGGCUUCCUCUACGUUGCAGCCGAGAAUGGCUCUACGCUUCUCUACUCGUUCCAGAAGCUCGGCGAUGAAGACGACCUGCCAGAAUACAGCAGCGACGACCUGCCUGCGUUAGGCAUGUCCGACAUACCUCCUGCGCCGCCCCUAUUUGCACCUCGUCCCCUGGUCAAUCUCCUCUUGACCGACGAGCUCUCGGCGCUAGACCCGCUCGUUGAUGCCAAGCUGCUGCAUGACGAGGCCUCGGGCGGGAUAGAGGGGCCCAAGAUCGUUACUGCGUGCGGCAAAGGACCCCGGAGCUCGCUAAAGGUGCUCCAACACGGUCUCGAUGUCCAAGAGGCGAUCAGCAGCGAGCUGCCUGGUGUCCCCAAAUCAGUCUGGACAACAAAGUUGCAGGCUAGCGACGAAUUCGACUCAUACAUCAUUCUAUCUUUCGUCAACGGAACACUAGUCCUGUCCAUUGGCGAGAUGAUUGAAGAGGUCAGUGACAGCGGCUUUAUGACGUCGGCACCUACGCUGGCCGUCCAGCAACUCGGUCAAGAUGCACUCUUGCAAGUGCAUCCCACAGGCAUCAGACAUAUCCUUUCAGGGGCCCGCCAGCCGACCGAAUGGCCCGCGCCGAUGACUUCGGAUGGGCGACAGGCGACAAUCGUACAGGCGGCCACCAAUGAGCGUCAGGUUGUUGUUGCUUUGGAGCCCACGAACGAGAUCGUGUACUUUGAGCUCGAUAUGGACGGUCAGCUCAAUGAGUAUCAAGAGCGCAAGGGCAUGGGUGCGGGGGUCGUGACACUGAGCAUGGCUUCGGUGCCCGAAGGACGCCAGCGGACACCGUACCUAGCCGUGGGCUGCGAUGACAAUACUGUUCGCGUCGUGUCGCUGGAUCCGGACAGCACCUUGGCCACCAUCUCGAUUCAGGCCUUGACAGCGGCACCCAACAGCAUCUGUGUAGCAGAGAUGAACGACAUGACAAUCGAUCGCAACCACCCAACAUUUUUCGUCAACAUUGGUCUCGUCAAUGGUGUCCUUUUGCGAACGAUUCUCGACCCCACCUCGGGCCAACUGACGGAUACGAGAACUAGAUUCCUUGGUGCGAAGCCUGUCAAACUGGUCCCUGUCAAGGUGCAGGGCACUCAACCAGCCGUGCUGGCGCUCAGCUCUCGCUCCUGGCUCUCCUAUACCUACCAAGAUCGAACGCACUUUACACCCUUGCUCUUUGACGCCCUCGAUGAUGUCUGGACUUUCAGUGCUGGAUUGUGCCCGGAGGGUCUCAUCGGCAUCAUUGGCGACAGCCUUCGAAUCUUCACGAUACCGACAUUGGGAACAAAGAUCAAGGCGGACAGCAUUCCCUUGUCGUACACGCCUCGCAAGAUCACAAGCCACCCCGAACGGCCACAUCUCUUCUACACCGUCGAGUCGGACAAUCGGACGUUGUCACCCUGGGAGGCCAAAACGCGACUGGCGAGCAUGGGCAAAGAUCUCAAGGUGGGAAACCAGGGUGUCUUAGACCUCGACGAAGCCGAGUUUGGGCCGGUCAGAGCGGGUGCUGGGCAUUGGAGCAGCUGCGUCCGAAUCGUAGACGUAACGAAGCAGGCGACAACAUUCAAAUUGCAGCUGGAGGAGAACGAAGCAGCAUUCAGCCUUGCUCUUGUCAACUUCCUCAGCAGUGACAACCCGCAGGAGACGUACCUUGUGGUGGGAACGGGGCAAGAGACGCGGGUGACGCCAAGAGAGAGUAAAUCGUGCUUCUUGCAUGUCUACCGGCUUUCGGAAGAAGGGCAAAGCUUGGUAUUUGUCCAUAAGACCCCCGUCGAUGACGUCGCGCUCGUCCUUGAGUCAUUCCAGGGGAGACUGCUCGCAGGCGUCGGCAAGUCUCUGCGGAUCUACGACUUGGGCAAGAAGAAGCUGCUGCGCAAGAGCGAGAACAAGUCGUUCAGCAACUCAGUCAUCGUGUCUCUCCGGACCCAGGGAAGCCGGAUCAUUGUGGGCGACAUGCAAGACAGCGUCUUCUUCUGCGCUUACAAGCCCAGGGAGAACCGCUUCGUCGUCUUUGCAGAGGACGUCAUGCCGCGGUAUACAACGGCAACGACGAUGCUCGACUAUGAGACGGUCUGCGUCGGGGACAGAUUCGGGAAUGUGGCCAUUGUGCGGCAACCGGAUGCGCACUUGACCGAGAUGGUCGAUGAAGACCCGAGCGGGCAGAGCAUCGUGUCCGAGAAGCCAUUCUUGCAGGGUGCAUCGGCCCACAAGGUGCACCUGGAAGCCCACUUCUACGUAGGAGACGUCGUGACGAGCCUGCAAAAGGUCCGACUCGUGGCCGGCGGGAGAGAUGUGAUCCUGUACACCUGCCUGGGCGGAACAGUCGGUGCCCUCGUUCCCUUUGUGGCCAAGGACGAUGUCGAGACAAUGUCGAUGCUCGAGCAGCACAUUCGCCAAGAGACCAAUCCAGCUGCAUCUCUCGUCGGACGAGACCAUCUCUCCUACCGCGGUUACUACACACCUGUCAAGGCAGUCGUUGAUGGAGAUCUAUGCGAGACAUUUGGCUUGCUUCCACACGCCAGACAGGCCGCCAUUGCGGAGGAGCUCAACGACCGAACGCCUUCCGACAUCAACAAGAAGCUCGAGUCGCUCCGAACGACGAGUGCGUUCUAAUUCGAGAAUUGUCCUCAACUGUCUUUGUCGUCUGUGUGUGUAAUUGUAUAUCGUAUUUUGAACAAGACUAGCGAGCAAUUGGGAGAUAGUGAGGAAGAUGUAAAGUAAGGCAUUGAGUCAGAGGAUGGGCAG
Molecule: messenger RNA, 3892 nt
Organism: Acaromyces ingoldii
Lineage: Eukaryota; Fungi; Basidiomycota; Exobasidiomycetes; Exobasidiales; Cryptobasidiaceae
Exons: 2
Coding region: 59-3760 (1233 amino acids)
Biological process (GO): mRNA splicing, via spliceosome
Cellular component (GO): nucleus; U2 snRNP
Molecular function (GO): protein binding; U2 snRNA binding
Source: RefSeq, a predicted model, not a curated record